AUGCAGGAUCGCUUCUCAGAUGACGACCUUCUCGAACCCCUCCACGACAGAUGCUACACCCAACGCUACAAUCCAGGACCAUGUCAUCGAGAAGAGAUGCUAGUGCCCUAUGAUUCUUGCGCAAUCGUAGGCCCAUCAACAAUUGAGGUCCUCGACUCGCGCAAACCACAUGACCAUUUCCCUGGACAGCGCUUCGCGGUUAGCCGCGAGGGUGAUGACCAGAAAGUCAAGUCUAUGAUAACAUUCCAGCCUUUGAUGAGCGGGGAAAAGACCUGCACGCUCGCGAUUGAGAUUCCUGCCAUGCCAGAAGGUCAGUAUGCUCAGGGCUCGACUACAAUGGAGGUUUGGGCGGUCGAUCGCCCUGAGAAGCCGACGUGGGAUAACCAGCCCGACAAGGACCAGACUGUUGGAAAGGCCACCUUUCCUACGUGGGAAGUGCAACAGGGUUGGUUGCAGCGUUUUAUGCCUCUUGACUGUGAAAAGCAGAUGAGCUACAUGGUCGAGCUGAGCCUUCCCAAGGGCGAUGGGGAUGUGCGCUUUUGGAAUCAGUUAAUGGGGAAACAAGGGGCGCCACCAAUUGGCUGGAGAAUGCUUCAGGGCGGAUGUUAG
Molecule: messenger RNA, 609 nt
Organism: Aspergillus pseudonomiae
Lineage: Eukaryota; Fungi; Ascomycota; Eurotiomycetes; Eurotiales; Aspergillaceae
Exons: 1
Coding region: 1-609 (202 amino acids)
Source: RefSeq, a predicted model, not a curated record